AUGGCAGAGUUUGUGGGAUCCCGAACGAAGUUGGCGGGGUACUGUACUACAUAUGUACGGGUACUACUAUACCACCGCUGGCUUCCAGACUACGACGUGGGAGAGAUUCCCCGGUUUCUCCAUCGCUCACCGUAUCGCGAGAGUCCUGACCGGGAAUACGAAAGCAGCGUGUCCGAGGCACUGCGCAGAAUCGAGCAGCGCGCGCUAGCGCAGAACGGACGGGAUCUGGUCGCGGAAGAAAGAAUAUGGCAGAUCAGAAUCGGGAAGCAGUUCACGAAAGAACAACGAGGAUCGGACUCGCACGCAUUCGAGGAGAAGAAUCAUGAGUGGAAGUACACGCUAGUCACCGACGACGAGGCGCACGGAUACAUAAGCAGCCUCUUUUCAACCGUUCCGGAUCUCGAGAACCUCUACAACUCGUACCCGUAUGAUGUCCUGCGCUCGGAUCUCCUCCGAUAUCUCAUACUGUGGUAUUUCGGUGGCUACUACGCAGAUAUGGACGUGUUUCCGGCCCAAUCGAUCAAGCAGUGUCGUACCCUACGCCCUAUCCUGUCGGACCUUCGCGCCGGCAGUGCGAACAUCUCUCUCCUAGUCGGGGUUGAAAUCGACGAGCCCUACGCGUCUACCCGGCUAAUGCACGACUGGCGCUGGAUCAGACGGUACGGCCUGAUCCAAUAUACCAUGUAUGCGCCGCAGCGAUUCAGCCCGUUCCUCCGCGAGGCCGUCGUCCGGGUAUUAGCACAUACAAGACAGCAUCACCGAUCCAGCAUCCCCAUUCUCGGACCGACAUACAGCCAGGAAACCAUUCUGGAAGUCACGGGGCCCGGCGUGUUCACCGAUGCAGUGUUGGAUGUCCUCUCCAACACAUUACCGCCAGCACACCCGUUGGUCGCAUCCUCGGUGGAAUCCGAUCUCGGAAUCGGCGAUCUCAUCGCUCCGGCGUCGGGCCAGGUCGCGAGGCGGGUGACGUGGGCUCCGUUCCACAAGAUCCGGGAGCCCGUCUGUGUCGAUGCGCAGGACGCCGCCGUCGGGUCGGCUAUGGGAGGACUGUGCGUUCUCCCUGUUAGUGUCUGGGGGAACGGACAGAGACACAGCGGCGCCGAGAAUUUCCAAGGCGCACACGCAUGCGUGAAUCAUCGGUUUGGGGGGAGCUGGAAGAAAGAGUGGUGGCGGCCCUAUUUUGGAUAGGUGGAUAGGUGGGUUUCUGAUCCACUCAUGCAUCAGGGAUAUAUGUUUCUUUCGAGUAUAUAUAUAUAUAUAUAUAUAUAUCCCCUAUUUGUUUCUCCACUAGCCAGUCUUGGCCGAACUUGGCAGGACCUUGGGAUGAGGACCUGGCACAGCGGAAUCUUUUCGUCGGAAGUGUUUCUUGGUGCCUUCCACUCGUGGCUGCGGUUGGAAGCGCCUACGUGGGAUAGACUGAAAGAGAAAUGUACCAUUCUAUCGCUGCGGAAGAAUUGCUUAAGAUCUACAAACCUAUGUAUUUCACGGGCAAGAUCAACGAAGAAUAUAAAAGAAAAGAAAAAAUGACAAGUAAAGCAGUCCUUAAUUUACAAUCGGCGG
Molecule: messenger RNA, 1560 nt
Organism: Aspergillus ochraceoroseus IBT 24754
Lineage: Eukaryota; Fungi; Ascomycota; Eurotiomycetes; Eurotiales; Aspergillaceae
Exons: 3
Coding region: 1-1188 (395 amino acids)
Biological process (GO): protein N-linked glycosylation
Cellular component (GO): mannan polymerase complex
Molecular function (GO): alpha-1,6-mannosyltransferase activity
Source: RefSeq, a predicted model, not a curated record